Ipomoea nil (Japanese morning glory) is the source of this 2188-nucleotide messenger RNA. RefSeq names its product rust resistance kinase Lr10-like. The record is from RefSeq and is a predicted model, not a curated record. The transcript has 4 exons. NCBI's taxonomy places the organism in Eukaryota, Viridiplantae, Streptophyta, Magnoliopsida, Solanales, Convolvulaceae. Gene Ontology annotation, molecular function: polysaccharide binding; protein kinase activity; ATP binding. Bases 62 to 2125 code for a protein of 687 amino acids. Gene Ontology annotation, biological process: protein phosphorylation.
CUUCAUCUUCUCUAAACUCUAAUAAUUAAUAGCAUUCAGUAAAGAGUAGAAGAAGAAGAAGAUGGGAGGAGUUAUUAGAGUGUUGAUGAUUGUAAUGAGUUUGGUGCUUGUGUGGUGUGCCAUAACCACAAAUUGCAAAUCAUCCCAUUCCUAUUCCCACCAGAUAAACAUAAACAACAACUGCACUUCUGCUUGUGGUGCCAUUCAAAACAUUAAGUAUCCUUUCCGAUUAGCCGGCGAUCCCAGCUCUUGUGGCCUUCCCGAUUACCAACUUUCCUGCGUAAACAACCGCACCAUUCUUCUUCUCAACUCUAACAAGUCAUUUUUGGUAGUUUCCAUAAAUUAUGAUAGGCUUACAAUACGACUUCUGGAUCCUGGUCUUGAAAAGAAUCAUGACAGCAACUUGUGCUCCCCACGUUAUACUCUGAUGAAGGCCGAUGUACCCAAACAGUAUUCAUAUUCCAUCAACUCCAACUAUCGUCCAUUCGACUCCAUGGCUGUGAUGAACACUCCGGUGAUAUUCAUCGGCUGUAGAAACCCAGCAAAAUCCCCCUUAUAUGUGAAGAUGGGGGGGUUGUGCAGUAACAACAUUACUUCCCACUCUUACGUCUUAGUUGGGGGUAUUAUAGGAGACAUAGAGAAUUCAUGUAGCAUCACAGCGGUUGCUUGGUACUCAUCAUCUAGAGCUAGACGAUACAGAUCUGAUGAAGAAGAAAUUGGUGACGCACUGGCUUGGGGGUUUGAGCUCUUCUGGUUUCGUUUCAACUGUACUAAUGAAGAGUGUAUAGACCGAUCAUCUGAAUACUGCUUCAUUCGUAUUGACGACAUCGGCGCAUUCAUCCGCUGCAUCAAUGAUACUUACAAUUAUCACCACUGCGAUCUCUUACGUUGGCCUCCUCAUUUAGACUUUAAUAACACCGACUGUCUACCAGACCUGUGGUAUUAUGACAGUGCAAUACUAGGCGAAUACAUUAAGUAUAUCACAAUGGGAAGAUUUAGUUUGGGGUUACUAUUCCUAAUCAGCAUUGUAAUGUAUAAACUACGGCGGCGCCACUUGUCAGCUUAUGACACCAUUGAAGACUACCUAAGCGGUCCAAACAACCUCAUGCCGAUAAGGUACUCCUACUUCGAGAUCAAGAGAAUGACAAAUAAUUUCAAGCACAAAUUAGGUGAAGGAGGCUAUGGAACUGUGUUCAAAGGAACACUCAGAAGUGGCCCUUUUGUUGCUGUAAAGAUGAUGGGCAAAUCCAAGGCUACUGGCCAGGAAUUCAUUAGCGAAGUCGCCACUAUUGGUAGGAUUCACCAUACUAAUGUUGUGCGCCUCAUUGGCUUCUGUGUUGAAGGCUCAAAGCGUGCGCUCUUAUAUGAAUUCAUGCCCAAUGGUUCCCUAGAAAAAUAUAUAUUCCCAAAAGAAGAAAGCAUUUCAUUGAGCCAUGAGAAAAUGUUUGACAUCUCCCUUGGAGUGGCUCGUGGGAUUGAUUAUUUGCACCGGGGUUGUGACAUGAGAAUAUUGCACUUUGAUAUCAAGCCACACAACAUUCUUCUUGACGAGAACUUUAGCCCAAAAGUGUCUGACUUUGGACUAGCGAAAUUGUAUCCCGUUGAAGAUAGUCUUGUGUCACUCACUGCAGCAAGAGGCACAAUGGGCUACAUGGCACCGGAAUUGUGCUACAGAAACAUAGGCGGAAUUUCGCACAAAGCCGAUGUUUAUAGCUUCGGGAUGUUGCUAAUGGAAAUGGUAGGGAGAAGAAAGAACUUGAAUCCAUUUGUGGAGCAGCUAAGCCAGAUUUACUUCCCUUCAUGGGUUUACGAGCAACUCAAAGAUGGGAAGGACAUUGACAUGGGCGAUGCAACAGAGGAGGAAAAGAAGGUUUCAAAGAAGAUGAUAAUAGUGGCACUGUGGUGUAUACAGAUGAAUCCUAGUGAGCGUCCAAGCAUGAAAAAGGUAAUAGAGAUGCUUGAAGAAGAAGAUGUUGAAUUGCUAGAAAUGGCGCCAAAGCCUUUCUUGUCUCCGGAUGAAGUGCCGACUGAUGAAAAUUCCUUUCCAAAUGCUCAAAAUGUGGAGUCGCCACUGUUAUCAGAUAAUCCGGUGCGCUCCUCUAGUUUUGAAGUGUGUGAGAACUAAAUAAUAUAUAUGCAGCUUAUUACAAUGCUCUGUUCUGUAAUAUUUUUAUUUUAGUUUGUUUAU